ACAGUGGCAGCUCCAGACUUAUUGGACCCUAAAUCUGCCACUCACAACACCAAGCCCCGCCUCUCCUUCUCCACAAAGCCAAUCACACUGACUCCCCGGGAGGAGAGUGAGGUGGUUUCCACAGUCAUGAAAUGGAAGACGGUGACAGCCAUCUUUCUUUUGGUGGUUCUGUAUCUGGUGAUGGGAGCAGCCAUCUUCAGAUCUCUGGAGCAGCCUCACGAGAGUGCCCAGCGUUUGGCCAUCCUGUCCCAGAAGCUGGAGUUCCUGUCCAGCCACUCCUGUGUGAACCAGAGCCAGCUGGAGGAGCUGGUGAAGAAAGUUGUGUCUGCAAUCCGUUCAGGAGUCAACCCUGCAGGAGUCCUGACCAACCACAGCAGCCUAUGGGACCUGAACUCUGCCUUCUUCUUUGCUGGGACUGUCAUUACAACAAUUGGUUUUGGGAACAUUUCUCCUCACACAGAGGGUGGAAGAAUAUUCUGCAUUGUCUAUGCGUUACUAGGGAUCCCUCUGUUCGGCUUUCUUUUGGCUGGUGUAGGAGAUCAGCUCGGCACCAUAUUCGGCAAGGGCAUUGCCAGAGUGGAGAAAAUGUUUGUGCACUGGGACAUCAGUCAGACAAAAAUCCGGGUUAUCUCCACGCUGCUGUUUGUGUUGUUCGGCUGCCUGCUGUUUGUGGCGCUGCCAGCAGCCAUCUUUAAAUACAUCGAGGGUUGGUCUGCGCUGGAGUCCCUGUACUUUGUGGUCAUCACACUGACAACCAUUGGAUUUGGGGACUUUGUGGCAGGUGGCUCGGACAUAGAGUACUUAGAUUAUUAUAAACCAGUUGUAUGGUUCUGGAUUCUGGUGGGACUGGCCUACUUUGCUGCCAUCCUCAGCAUGAUAGGAGACUGGCUCAGGGUCAUCUCCAAGAAGACGAAAGAAGAGGUCGGAGAGAUCCGGGCUCAUGCUGCAGAGUGGACGGCUAACGUCUCGGCAGAGUUCAAAGAAACCCGUCGUCGUGUCAGCGUCGACAUCUACGACAAGUUCCAGCGCGCAGCCUCAAUUAAACGCAAACUGUCCACUGACCUGGGAUUUAGCCCCACCCCUGAACUCAAUCUGCCAAAGAGGACUGUGUCUGUCAAUUUCAACGACGAACGGGACAAGAAGGAGAAGGAGGCCGGGCUGCAGGGCCUGACCACGCCUCUGGCCAGAAACGGGGGUUCCUUCAUGAACGGUUUUGACCCAGAAAGAGGCGAUGGCUCAACCAUCGAACACUUCAAGUAG
This is a messenger RNA of Limanda limanda (common dab), 1260 nucleotides long. Its product is annotated as potassium channel subfamily K member 2-like. The record is from RefSeq and is a predicted model, not a curated record. NCBI's taxonomy places the organism in Eukaryota, Metazoa, Chordata, Actinopteri, Pleuronectiformes, Pleuronectidae. The transcript is spliced from 8 exons. Gene Ontology annotation, cellular component: membrane. Gene Ontology annotation, molecular function: potassium ion leak channel activity; outward rectifier potassium channel activity. The coding region runs from base 127 to 1260 and encodes 377 amino acids. Gene Ontology annotation, biological process: potassium ion transmembrane transport; stabilization of membrane potential.